CUCUUUCCUGCAUCCAUCGCUUUCUCACCAUCUUUGUCUGCCGUUCCGCUUCUUACUUUAGAGCGCUACACCGACGAGGUCGAGGGAUUCACUCUCCUCAAGCCUUCCACAUGGGCAAAGAUGGAGAAGGCGGGUGCGAAGGCACUGUUCGAGGAGGGGAAGGGGGCUAACAACAUUGGUGUGGUGGUUAACCCUGUUCGGCUAUCUUCUCUCAAGGAAUUUGGGACGCCGGAAUUUGUUGCUGAGAAGCUUAUCCAAGCUGAAAGGCGUAAGGUUCUCCUUCCUGUUCUGUUUUCUUGUCUUAUUUUCUUGUUUCACAAUAUGUUUAUGCUUCUUUUUUGCUUCAGUUUGCUUGAAAUAUGCCGAUGAUGGGAAAUAAGAAUCGUUGAUGAAUUGUUUUUGAAGUGCGAGAAUAGAAGUUGCAGUUGUUUUUUUGCUCGUUUUUUAUGCAAACUAAGUUCUAUAGCCAAAUAGAAGAACACUAGGAAGGCAAUGAAAUACUUCCAUUCAGUAAACAUAAACCAACACCAACAAAAUGCAACUUAAUAGUAAACAUUAUAAGUAAAUGAUUAGGAAAUUUUGCAAAGAAACAAACUAAAGCUUAAAAUUAACUACCCUUAGAACAGCCUAAAAAGGCCAUCUCACAUGCAAAUCAUGAAAAUAGAGAAUGAUGCUCAAAUGAAAAAUCAAACCAGAGUUUUUCUAUAGAAAUUAUGAUCCAGCUCAAGUUGGGGCUCCUCCGGUAAAUACCAACUAAUGGGGCACACCAACACCUUACCUCGCAAUAUUUCGAGAAGAAAGAUACAAGUGGAAUGACAACCGUGGAGAGAAGAAAUAGAUAGAAGACAAAGAAUAAGAAAUAAAUAUAGGAAGAAGAUAGCUCUCAAUCUAGGAAGAAAACCCUCAGGUUUGGAUUUGUUUUCACCAACAACAACCCCCUUCCAACAGCAAAUCAGACAUACUUUAUAGGAGAAGGCCCAAUAGCCCACGUAAAUGUGUCACACAACUAGCCAAUUGCAGUCAAUCAAUACAACCACUUUUUGAGAAGAUAAAACACUAUUCUUGGAAUCAGCAAGGAGGGAAAUGAACGACCAGCAGCAGGGAAACAAAAGCCUACUUGGAAAACCAACAACGAACCGAUAUGGGAUUUGAAUUCAGCAUGGAGAUCCAACAUCAGAGAAUCCAAAAUCAACUUGAAAAACUAACAACCAACCAACAUGGGAAGAGAUAGGCCAAGCCCAAUAAGGAAAAAACAACCUAAAGACAUUAAAAAUAUGUAUGAUGAAGCACUGAUCAGUAUUA
This is a messenger RNA of Dendrobium catenatum, 1302 nucleotides long. RefSeq names its product psbP domain-containing protein 2, chloroplastic-like. The transcript is spliced from 2 exons. The annotation marks the transcript as partial. Gene Ontology annotation, molecular function: calcium ion binding. The record is from RefSeq and is a predicted model, not a curated record. Gene Ontology annotation, biological process: photosynthesis. Lineage: Eukaryota; Viridiplantae; Streptophyta; Magnoliopsida; Asparagales; Orchidaceae. Gene Ontology annotation, cellular component: photosystem II; photosystem II oxygen evolving complex; extrinsic component of membrane.